Messenger RNA from Malaya genurostris, 3188 nucleotides. It is a transcript of the gene pcs, whose product is annotated as SH3 domain-binding protein 5 homolog. The transcript has 5 exons. Gene Ontology annotation, molecular function: protein kinase inhibitor activity. The coding region runs from base 513 to 1949 and encodes 478 amino acids. Gene Ontology annotation, cellular component: cytoplasm. The record is from RefSeq and is a predicted model, not a curated record. NCBI's taxonomy places the organism in Eukaryota, Metazoa, Arthropoda, Insecta, Diptera, Culicidae. Gene Ontology annotation, biological process: intracellular signal transduction; negative regulation of protein tyrosine kinase activity.
UUCAACGGUGAUGGACGUAUAGUUUUUUCGCAGUUCGGUUUGCAUGGAGGAAGAAUAAUAUACUGUUCGCAAUUAUUUUUUUUUGUUUUACCCUCCGCGUCGUCACUAUUUCUCCGUCAGAAAGCAUUCCUUGUUACGUGAAAAUGGUUGCGUGAAAAUGCGAUGCUCUUCGGAGGUGAAAUUUGAUGGUAUCGAAAAGUAAAAAUGUUCCUGUGCAUAGUUGACAAACUGUGAUCAAUAAAUUGUCUGCCCUUGUCGCAGAUUUUUACGCGAUACUCACUUGAGUAGUGUUUUUUUUUAUUGUAUGCCGUUCGUGACAAAUCGAUGUUGAAGUUUUUGUAUGUUUACCUGGAGCGAUGAUCAGUUUUCCUUUGAUCAAUCAGUAGCUACAUAAUGCAUCUUUGAAAAUAGCUGUGGAUGGUCACCGAAUUGUUAUACCUGUCGCAUAAGGAGAGUGUGAAGCCUAUAUAAAGAAGAGAGUGUAGUGUAGUUUUGUUCAAGAAUUUAACCCAAUGGAUACCUCAUCGAAAGAUGCGGAAAUGAACGAAAAUCAAGAUUUGGAUCCGAGAAUCCAGGUUGAACUGGAAAAUCUCAACACGGCUACAGAUGAAAUCAACAAACUGGAAAUAGAACUAGAGGAGGCGAAAUCCACUUUUCGGAUAUUGAUGAACGAAUCUACCCGGCGGCUCAAAUUGUCUUCCAAGAAACUCGGCAGCUGCAUCGACAAAGCGCGACCGUACUACGAGGCACUGGAAAAGGCCAAAGCUGCCCAGUUGCAAUGUCAGGCAGCUGCUAUCAAGUACCAGCGGGCGAACGAGAUUCACGCAGCGGCCAAAGAAACGGUCGCCCUAGCGGAGCAGCGCUUUCUCAGUAACUCACAGGAAUGGCAGUUUGAUAAUGCCUGGCAGGAGAUGUUGAAUCAUGCCACCAUAAAGGUCACGGACGCAGAAAAGCAGAAGACAGAAAGUGGAACCGAACAUCAGAAGAAAGCAAAAAUUUUUCAGGAAGCAGAACUAAAAGUACAACAACUGGAAGAGCGCAGUCGGCGCAGCAUCCAAAAGUCACGGCCAUAUUUCGAUGAGAAACAACUGUGUCAAGAGCAAUUGGAAGCCCAGAAAGGACGCAUUCAGCAGUUGGAGGAUCAAAUUUCUGCCGCUAAAUCCGCUUACGGGGCUGCGCUUCGCAAUCUAGAACAAAUCAGUGAAGAAAUUCAUAAACAGCGUGGCGAUCUCAGCAUGGUGGCUCCAUCGGGACCCAGAGAACCGGGAGUGGGUGCCGAGUUGUCCAAUUUACCUCCAUCAGCCUCAUCUGUGAAAUUGACUUCACCUAGUGCCAGUAGUAGCAAAUACAUCACUUUCAGCAGUAAUAUGCCCGACAUAUCGACUGAGCUGGAUAAGUGUGAGAUCCAUUCGGUAGAAAGCACAUCGCUAGCCACUAGUUCAGCUGUUAGCGAAAAGGACCCUAACGAUGACUAUAUGAACGAUGCGGAUCUGAAUCUGGAGCUACUGCGGCAAAAGGUUAAAACACUGGCCGUUCGUCCGGUUGAGGGAGGUGAUGGUCAACAGCAAGAGCAAGAGGUUUGGGAACACGAACUAAAUGCCACCGUGGACAAGCUGGAUCAUUUGAUGAUGUUGAGAGAGUACUCUAGUCGUGGUUCUAGCAUCAUGUCUCCCAGCGAAAAUGGUCAAUCUCUCUAUACCAGUUUGCCAACGACGCCCAAGCACCAGCAAAUGUCACCGGUGCUAGCGGAAAAGCAGAAAAUAAAAAUGUUCAAGAAACUCGAUCCUCUGCCACUCGCGAAUGUCUCAAUGUAUGCGCUUCCAACCUAUCUUGGUUGUAGUGGACUGACUAUGCCAGUUUCUGCCGGACAGCCCGACAUGAUCACACCUUGUAACGAACCCGCCCCUCCAGUGGCUGGGUACAAGAGCAAACGAAAGAUGUCCAUGUAAAAUUUGGUGCCAGUAAAUGCGAACAAAACGGUUGUGUGAGUACAGCGAGAGUAGAAUGUUUUCUGAGCCAUGCUUCCAAGUCCUUUCAGGAUCUGGGGUGAACAAUUUCAGAUCGUGUGUAUUCAAAAGUAUUUUCGCCAUUAUUUGUGUUUUUCGUGUUUAUUUUCUACGUUUUACUAGAAAUAACUAAAAGCCAACCACAAAACUGAAAUAGUAGAUAGAAUGUAACAGAACAAAAAAUCAGACUCGUUUGAAAAUGUUGAAAGAUGCAAUUCGUACUUUUGUACGUUAAUAUUUUCUUGCAUUUUACAUUGGGGUUCAAAUAACACUCAAUUUAUCUUAUAGCGAUUGCUAACUUAUUCUUUAAUUUUUUUAUCUAUUUGUGAUUCAUUAUAAGAUGGCUUUAAAUAUGUUUUUUCCUUAUUGCAUUUUAAAUUCCAACACGAAUACUAUUUAUCUAUCACAAAAACUACGGAGAGAAUGAUCUAAUUUAAACGUAUAUUUUCUGUGAAUUUUUUCAUUAAAAGAAAAGUUAUCAGAUUGAGAAUCAGAUUAACACAAAAUAUAUUUUCAUAUUUAUAAUGUUGAAGAUUCGAGAAUAUAUAAAUUGACUGUGCAAAGAGCUUUGUGUUUGAUCGAAAACGAAGGGAAAACAAAAAGUUUAAUUGACUUUACAAACAGAUUUCGAAUCAGUUAUAGUUGGAACCAAUAUGCACAUCACACUAUGUUAAGUACAAAACUAAAAGUGUAUACUUAACUCAUAAACAAGUGUUUAUAAUUACUACCAAACUCGAUUAUGUAGUCAAUGUUCAAUUCUAUAAUGAUGUGUUUUCGAAAAGGUUGAGGAAUGCUAUUUGAGUUGUUCAACAGCUACGAAAUUAUGAUUACCGUGCAAUGGUAAAACGUGAGACAGUUCAGAAUAAAAUUGAUCUGGAAGAACAUUUCUAGCAAACGUAGUUAGAAAGGCUUAAGCUACGGACAUAUGAUGUGGUUUUAUUGUACAUAAUGGUAGAAAACGAUGACCAGAAGGUGUGGUCAUUAUAAAUAGCAUUAUUUUAAGCAGGAGGAAACAACCGUAAUUUAAUUUAGCUCGAAAACAUCCUGAUAGAUCUAGAAGCAUCAGCUAAAUAUAGUUGAUAAUUGUUCUCUAAAAUUUGAGUACGUUUUCCGAAUCAAGAAAGGCGUGUACGUAGCGUGCUGACAAGUUUAAAUAAUAAUAAAUAUUUAAAAUAGAAUAAA